AUGAGCUUUAAAAAUAUGUUUGCAUUUCAUAAAAAAACACCAUUAUAUGCAAUCGAGGAUGCGUUUGUCGAAGAAGAAGAAAAAGAUGAAGAGAAGCCAUUUGAACUAUCAAAGCUAUUACAGCCGUCCAGCAAUACGGUUUCUCAAAAGCUAAACGAAAAUAUUACCAUUCAAUUCACAAAAAAACUCGAAAACAUAAAGAUUCAUCCAGCUUUAGGUUCAAAAUACCAAGAUGUCAUGAAUCAAUUUAACAAAAACCAAAUGAAUCUCAUUUUGAAAAUUGAUGAGGAAGAGAUUCGUUGUAAGAAAUUCGCAUUGACGAAGAAAAUUUCGCGAAAGCUAGUUAAGGACAUUUUCUCUACUAAGCAAAAUCCUCAUUUACAGUACACGGUUCAACGAAAGGCCAAGUUUGAAAUUAAUGAUCCAAAAAAUCCAUCUUUUUCGAUGUUAAAUUUCCAAACAAUCCUGGAUGUCCUUUCUUACCGUAGUCAUAUCAACCCGAAGGCCAUUGCUCAUAUUUUUUUGGGCAAGAAAGGAAGAGAAAUAUCGCAGUUCUCCUGGGAAAAGUUCUUCAAUAAGGUUACUCGGGUUGCAAAGGUUGUUAAAAAACAGGUUGGUCUGCUGCCAGGUACGAAGGUGAUCCUAUACUAUCGAAAACUGGAAUUGGCCGAAUAUCUUAUAAGCUUGUUUGGCUGUCUUCUUCUGGGUCUCAUCGUCCUUCCGGUUCAUCCGUCCCUAUCACUGCACCAACUAGCUUGUGUUGUAAAAAAUGAGAAAGUUAAAGUUGCUUUUACUACUGAGUCUACUUUCCGAAUUUUUGUGAAGGACUCCGAAUUAGGAAGUAAAGAUGAAAUUGAAUGGUGGAAAUCUACUGAUUUUAUUCAUUACAAAGUCGAAGUCAAUUCGCAGUUGACCUUUCAGCCUUCACCUCACGAUGUUGCUCUUAUUGACUAUAUAUUUGAGUCACCGUCACAUCCAACGAAAGCUGUAUACAAACAUCACACUAUUAUGAAUCAAGUCAAAUGUCUCACCUCCUCAAUUAUAACCCACCCCUCAAGUCGACGGAAAUGCGUAUCUGUCGAUGUGCAAUCUACUGGAGAUAACUUUAUAACCAACUUUCAACCUCAUAAUAUGUUGGGUCUCAUUAUGGGUGUCUUUAAUGCUAUGUUUUCUGGGUAUCAAACUAUCUUUUGUGAAACAGAGGUAUUAAAAACCCCUGGUUUAUUGGUAUAUAUUCUAAGUAAGUAUCGAGUUAGCCAUGCGCUUUUCGAUUAUGCAAGCUUAAAACAAACAAUAUAUAAUUAUCAAGAAGAUCCAAUGUCUACACUGCAUUACAAGAAAAAUUAUAUUCCUGAUCUUUCGAAUCUUAAAAUCUGCAUGGUGGAAUGUACAGUUGUCGAUCCAGAAUUCAAGAUGAUAGCAUCUGACAGAUGGCUAUAUCCUUUAGGAAAUACAAAUUCAAAGGAGGUGAUCACUCCUCUGCUUUGCUUACAAAAAUUUGGAGGCAUUCCAGUCUCAUUCAAAGAUUGGAUGAUUAAUUCCAACGAGCAACAUAUGGGAAGAACGGAAGACGACGAGUGUCACCAAGAAAUUUUAGUUCUUCGAGAAUCCAUUGAGAAAGGAUUGGUCGAUAUAAUACCUUUCCUCGAAAUAGGAAAGUAUUCAGCUAACGACAUACUUUGCCUAUCUCCUUUUUGGUACCCGAUUCCAGAGUCUUCUGUCGCAAUAGUUAGCAAUCCAACUCAGGAAAUAUGCGAGGAAGGGAAAAUUGGUAAUUUAUGGGUCUAUUCAAAUUGUCUUCCUAUUUACUUGGAAGAAGGGAGUACUUUAUAUGCCUCGCAUAAAGUAAGUACUGACUCUAGUCAGGCAAGCGAUGUUUUCCUAGAUUCUGGGCUUAAAGGAUUUCUUUACAAUAAAAAAAUUUUUAUUCUUGGUUAUGAAAAUGAGCAACUUCAGUUAAGCAAACAGGUCCUAGAAGGUGGUCUAGUGACUAUAGAAAGCAGAACAUACCAUUCUUUCUAUCUGAUGAAGACAUUGAUCAAUCUUACUCCUUGGAUUUUUGAUGGUGUUGUUAUCGAUAUUAAAAUUAAUGAUUACGCUCAUCCAGUUAUUAUACUUGAGAGUCCUUUGCUAAAACCAUCUUAUGUUCACCUUGUGAACACGAUUGAAGAUGAUGGCUCUUUAACGGAUUCUUUAAAUAAAAUCGCUGAGAAUACAUACAACUGUAUGAAAUCGGUUUUUGGUAUUGAUGUCUUAUGCGUUUUAAUUACUCCAUCUAAAUCAUUGCCCAGAACUCGUUUCUCAGAAAGUCAAACAAUUAGUCCAGAAAAUUGCAGAGUUUCUUUUUUAUCUGGAACUCUACCAGUAAGUUAUUACAAGUUUUAUUUAGAGACCAUUCCUGAUUUUAGUCCUAGUACUCUUAUUUCAAAAUCCAUUUGGUCCAAAGAACUUGAAAUCGAACGGCUAGGUUUGUUAGGGGACCAGAAUAAGCAGUUUAUAACUUGUUCUAAACCGAAUUAUGUUUUGAGUAGAGCUACCGAUCACCUGCUGAAUUAUUUUACAAUACUGGAUUUCUUCAAAAAUAGAGCAUGGAAAUCACCGGGUGGUAUUUCCUUCUCCCUUUGUGAGCCUGUUCUUAAACAAACUAUCAAUAUCAGUUGGAGUGCAUUUGAAAACAAAGUUGCUUCUUUGGUAGAGCACAUGCAAACAAAUGUUAAGAUCAGGCAAAAUCAAUACGCACUGCUUUUGUAUAAUGAUCCAUAUGAAUUUGUGGUAUCCCUUUAUGGAUGUUUUUUUCUGGGUAUAUGCGCUAUUCCUCUUCAGAUCCACGCUGUAAAUCAUGUCGUAAAGGAAAUUGAAGAAAUCAUGCGACUGUGCGAUCAAUUUCCUGUUAAUUUUAUUCUACUCGACGACAGUACUUUCAUCAAUAUUAAAUCUCGUGAUAGUUUCCAUCACUUACAGCAGGUGUGUAAUGAAAAACGAGUGAAGGUUCCCAAAAUGUACAAUACAAAUUACUUGCCUACAGCAAAAAGACCAUUAAAGAAGUUGAUUUCGAAGAAAUCAAAAGAACACUAUAACAAGGACAAGGUUGCCUUAGUAACUGUCAGUAGACUAACCGAUGGCUCUACUUUCUCUGUUAAUUUUUCACAUUCUGAUUUACUGCAUUAUUGUCGAGAGCAAAAAGAAUUUAUACUUGGUGAUAACGACUCGUCUCUUCUAGGUGGUAUUGAGUUUGGAUCAGGAAUUGGCUUGCUUCAUACAGCAUUUUUGGGGAUAUAUACAGGUUUACCGACGGUCCUCGUUCGUCGAUCUGGUGAUCGCUGCCAAAAAGAGAUCACUCUUCAAACAAUGUUAGGCAAGCGUAUACCAAAGGUUGUCUUGCCGAUGAACUAUCUUCUAAAUACUCUCGAGAAAACUGAAAUUUGUGAAUACGAAGGAUUAAACGAAAUGGUAAAAUGUAUAAUUGUUCCUUGUUACGAAAAGAUUGAAACUUCAAAAGUGAGAGCAAUUAUUGAUAAUAUGUUUCGAUUAAAUCUUAAAACUGAAAUGAUAAAACUCGCUUAUUGUCACCCACUAAACCCAUUAAUCUGCUGGAGUGAUGAAUUAGGCAUUAAUGACAUGAAGAGCGAUUUUGAUACUAAUGAUUUAAAGAAAGGAUUGAUUACUUUAAAAGGAGAUAACUUUAACAAAGCAAACACCAUAUAUGGUUUGGGGACUAAUUGUUUGCAAAACGAUAUUUGUGUAGUCCAUCCCGAAUCAAAACGCAUUUGCAAUGAAGGAGAAGUGGGAGAAAUUUGGAUUGCUGCAAGGCGCGGGUCGUAUUGCACAUUUGAUCAUCGAAAUGUUGGGUCUGAGUUACUUACUGAAGAAAACUUAAAAAAACAAUAUUUCAGAACUGGAUAUUUAGGAUUUAUUCACCCUAAAUCAUUAGGCUCAGAGAGUUCUGAGAAAUUCUCAAAAAUUCUUUACAUUUUAGGCGCUAUUUGGAAUACAUUCGAAAAGAACGGUUUGAACCAUUUUGCCUCUGAUAUCGAAGAAACAGUUGAACAGGUACAUCCCAAUAUCUGUAAAGAAGGAUGUUUGAUUUUCAAUGCAGCGGAUCAAUUAACGCUGCUAGUUGAAGUUCAUAACAUGCAGAAACUAACAAGUCUUGUUCCAACUAUAGUUUCCACCGUUUUGGUAACUCACAAGGUUAUAGUUGAUAACGUUGUAUUUGUUCCUCAAGGUAUAUUACUGCGUUGGGCUACCGGAGAAAAAAGACGAAGCGAAAUGUUGAAAAAAUGGAUCACGGGUAGAAUAAAUAUAGCUAAGGUCUUUUCGAUAAGUCAAGAAACGUCCUCUAAUCAUUCCCAAAGAAGCGACGAUUUCUACGUUAACAGCGAAAGCACCGCAGGUGAGUUUAAUUUUUAUCGGUUUGAUAAUAGUCCCAUUUUACUUUCCCGUAAAUCAGAGGCUAACCACUUUAUAGCUUCUUGA
This is a messenger RNA of Schizosaccharomyces octosporus yFS286, 4476 nucleotides long. RefSeq names its product AMP binding enzyme. Lineage: Eukaryota; Fungi; Ascomycota; Schizosaccharomycetes; Schizosaccharomycetales; Schizosaccharomycetaceae. The record is from RefSeq and is a predicted model, not a curated record. The coding region runs from base 1 to 4476 and encodes 1491 amino acids. The transcript is spliced from 7 exons. Gene Ontology annotation, cellular component: cytosol.